UUAAUGAUACCGCUUAUGAGCUCCUUUGAUAUCCUACGAAAGGGUGAACUUGGCAGAGAAAGAAGUACGUCCGUCAUGGAAGGCGCUGACAGCGAUGACUCUAAUGAAAACAUUGCUUGCUGCAAACCCAUGUCGGCUAAGAAGAGGCAGCUUUCUUCAUCAUCAUCAUCCAACGAAGACACUCAUAAAACUCUCAAAAAGCAAGUUUUGUGCAGUCAUUCUCCUGGCCAGGAUGCCUCUUCUCGGAGCUCUGACAGGCUAAAGCAACGACAGUCCAGACAGUUUGCUAUGCCCUCCCGACAAGAAGUGUGGGAUGCCAUCCCGACAACCAAGACCCCCGAGAAGACCUAUCCUGGCUUGAAGCCUAGAAAACUAGUCAACAAUUUUACACGAGUCAACCACCGCUACAACCACGACCCGGCCUACACAAGCGACGAGGGCUCCUCUUUAGAUGGCUUCCUGGCGAUGGAAGACGACAGCAGCAGUGACAGCAGUGACUCCGACUUCUGUGACAACACACCACAGGAGCCUGAUCCUCGCAAGAAGAGGACAAAGCAUCGUGUGAAAAACCGAAGACUUAUUCUGCCCUCAUCAGGGUCUGACACUGAAUCAAGGUUACCGGAAACAUGUCAAAACGAGGAGGGAGAUGUCCGAAAAUUGCUUCGACAAAAACUAAUUAAGAAGACUAACAGUGUUGAUGGAACCAUUGAUGGCGACACUGCGCAUGUGGUUGGCAUGAAGACAGGGGUGAAGAAAUCAAGUAAAGUUAUAGAAAGUAGCUCUGAUGAGGACAAACCAUUGAAAAGUAAAGGUAGAAGAUCAUCCUUGCGCAGAAAGAAAUCAAGGCAUAAUGAUAGAAUUCAGGAUUCAAAUAAUGGCGAUAAUAAUGAUGAUGAUCAAGGGGUGAGCAAGAGCAAUCAGGAUGGUCUUCGUGUUCCUGCACUUCCAUCUUCACUUGAACCAAAUACUGAGAGCAUUGAUAAAGACAAUGACGCUGAAGAAGACGAUGAUGAUAGUAGUGACAGCUCUAAUGGAGAAUUAGAAGAUGAUAGUGAAGAUAAUGCACCAAGAUCGAUGCGGAAAAAACGGAAAUCCCUUCUGGAUAGUGAUAGUGACAAUGGUUGUGAUGGCGACAGCCCGAAAGCAAAGCCUGACAGAGCUGUCCGUCAGAAGGAUAGACGGGAUAGUUUGUUCAAGGAUUUCAAACAAGCCCGAUCCAAAUAUGAAACAAAGACCAAACAUGGCAGAUAGCAGAUUAAGCCUGUGGAUGGCAACUGAUCGGUCACAUGGUAUUUCUGAAAACAAAUGGGCAGAGAAAAAAAAUCAAUUUGAAUGUUUAUAUGUCCCUCGAAGGUUGACAGUUUUCAACUGAAAACUUCAUAGAAUUGUAAAUGGUCGUACAUAUCCUUUUUGCGUUUUAUUUUGAUAUUUUGUUAAGUUUUGCUUUUGACUAAUAAAUGAGAACACACA
Haliotis rubra (blacklip abalone) is the source of this 1470-nucleotide messenger RNA. RefSeq names its product dentin sialophosphoprotein-like. The transcript has 4 exons. Lineage: Eukaryota; Metazoa; Mollusca; Gastropoda; Lepetellida; Haliotidae. Bases 4 to 1251 code for a protein of 415 amino acids. The record is from RefSeq and is a predicted model, not a curated record.